AUGGAAGAAGAUCCCCCACCAAGCGACCACAGCAUGGGAACCGACUCGUCUCCCGAGCCCACACCCCGCAUGGACGGCGGUCUCACCGCGUGGCUGCAAGUGCUCGGCAGCUGGAUCUGCUUCGCCAAUACCUGGUCUGUCAGCCUACGACAGCUUGCUCCGUACAGUACAACUUACGCGCACAGGGGCCUAACGAGCUCAUACGGCGUCUUCGAAACACACUACAGCAACGAGCUCCUCGCAGACUACAGCCCCUCGUCCAUCGCAUGGAUCGGCUCGGUGCAACUGUUUCUCAUGAUGGCGAUCGGACUGCCUGUGGGCUCCAUCAUGGACAAGGGCCAUCUGCGGCUGCUGAUCAUCCUGGGGAGUUUCCUGCAAGUGUUCGGCAUGUUCAUGACCUCUCUCUGCACGCAGUACUGGCAGGUGUUUCUUGCGCAGGGGCUGUGCGUGGGGAUCGGUAGUGGCAUGCUGGUCGUGCCGUCGGUGGCGGUUCUUCCGCUGUACUUUUCAGCCCGACGCAUGCUGGCGACGGGGAUUGCCGCGACGGGGAGUAGUCUCGCGGGAAUCGUCUACUCAAUCAUGCUUCGCCGACUGAUCGUCUCCAUUGGCUUCCCGUGGGCCGUGCGCGCGCUCGCCUUCACCAUGCUGGCCGGCUCGGUCCUCUGCGCUGCGGUGAUGCGUCUGCGACCUGGUCAUGCCAAACGCGCGCCAUUCACGGCCAUGAUGGCCUCCGUCUACAUUCCCUUCUUCUACGUCGAAGACUACGCCAUCGACCUCGGGGUCGACGAAGACAUGGCCUUUUAUCUGCUGAGCAUUAUGAACGCGACAAGUCUUUUUGGGCGAAUUGGCUCGAAUUGGCUAGCUGAUCGGUACGGAGGCCUUCUCCUCUCCCUCCCCGGCAGUCUCUUCACCUCCCUCAUGCUCUUCUUCUUCCGCUUCGCCACCACCCUCCCGGACUUGCUAGCCUUCGUCUCAAUCUACGGCUUCGUGUCGGGAAGUAUCGUCUCGCUCCCGCCCGCUAUCAUCGCCAACCUCACCAAAGACACCGCCGAGGUGGGCGCGCGGAUCGGGGUGGCGUAUACCGUUGCUGCUUUCGGGGCGUUGGUUGGGAAUCCGAUUGCGGGGGCUGCUCGGGGGCAUUUUGUAGUGGCAGCCGUGGCGGCUGGGUAUCAGGGGACGUGGCUGUUCGGGGCGGUGGUUAUGGGGGUUGCGGCGGGGUUGGUUGGGGGGAUGUUGUGGUUACAGCGGAAGAGAGGAGCGAGGGUGGCUACUACUUAG
Messenger RNA from Aspergillus saccharolyticus JOP 1030-1, 1278 nucleotides. Its product is annotated as MFS general substrate transporter. Gene Ontology annotation, cellular component: fungal-type vacuole membrane. Lineage: Eukaryota; Fungi; Ascomycota; Eurotiomycetes; Eurotiales; Aspergillaceae. The transcript has 5 exons. Gene Ontology annotation, biological process: transmembrane transport. The coding region runs from base 1 to 1278 and encodes 425 amino acids. Gene Ontology annotation, molecular function: transmembrane transporter activity. The record is from RefSeq and is a predicted model, not a curated record.